Molecule: messenger RNA, 1616 nt
Organism: Botrytis sinoallii
Lineage: Eukaryota; Fungi; Ascomycota; Leotiomycetes; Helotiales; Sclerotiniaceae
Exons: 3
Coding region: 1-1383 (460 amino acids)
Source: RefSeq, a predicted model, not a curated record
AUGUCGUGCUGUUCUUUAAACGCUUGUUAUCUUGCUGUAGCAGUCUUGUCAGCUGCGCAGUGCCCAUUACUCAAGACCGUCGGUUCCCCUUCACUUGAUGAACUUGCCAGCGGUGUUUGCGCCCUACUUGGAGGUUCUGUUGCUGUGGCAAAUGCUUGCAACUGUCUUACUACUGCCAAUGCUCCAGGUGCUUGCGGCUCUGGAUGUACAGAUUCACGCGGAAUUGGUCCAGGAUAUGCACUCUACACACCACUAUCCACAAAGCUUGCAGGGGAAUCAGUAUGUCCAGGAACUACUGGAUAUUAUUGUCCCACGGGUCAAACUUGUAAGACAAGAACCGGAUCUGCACCUUAUUGUUGCAAUGAUAGUACGGAUUGCUACAAUUCACUUGGACAAUGUGCAGAUACUUCAUGGCAACAAUACAGGGUCACAAUCGGUGCUAGUACUAGCAAUUUUUGCUGCGGAAAUGGAACAAUCAGCGUAUACCAAAGCACAGGUCAAAAUAGUGUUGGUAUUUGUGCAACUGAUCGUCCUGCAUUUUAUACCGCUGUCAGUGCCAUCUCAUCGGGAAGUUGUUCUUAUAGCACCUCCAGCACUGUCCUUUCGAUUACUCUGUCUUCAAGUACAAGUACAAAAUUAAGUUCCUCGAGUUCGCAAACAUCCAGUCUUGCAAGAGAUACACCAAUAACUACGACCAGAUCAACUUCUACCUCAACCGCAAUAUCGACAUCUCCUAGGUCUAGUUCAACUCUGAUACCAGACCCUCCGAUAACUUUUACCAGAUCCAGAUCUACUUCUACCUCAGUCUCAGUACUCGUAUCUCCUAGCUCCAGUUCGACAUUUCAAUCGCUUACCUCGUCAAUAUCAUCGGUGUCGUCUAGUACUUCGAUAUCGAAUCCGACUUCGACGACGCAAAUUAUUCAAUCGCCGACCUCUUCUUUGCCAAUGGUCACAUCCAGUACUUCUUCGAGUGUGAUUUCGACUUCGACUUUUGUCUCUGUCGGCCCGCUUUCCAGCUCAUUCACUUCCCCUGCAACUUCAACUUCCUCAUCCGUCGCCAAUCAAAGUCCACCUACAGUUUCAAAAUCUGAUACUUCGACAUCAUCUACCUCCUCCAAAUCCUUACUAGAAAUCUCACAAUCUCAACCGCAAUCCCAAUCCCAAUCCCAAUCUUCAUACAUUGAUUCCACCACCUCCUCUUCACAAUAUUCCUCUAGUGUAAACAGCCUUAUACCUUCAACCUUCAUCGGACCAGUUACAAUUCAAUCCUCCAUAUUGAAUGAAGCGGAAUCGACAUCUGCACCGGCGGAAAGCCCUGCAGAACCAUGUGAUGCUAGUUUGUGUUUAUUUAGUCGAGUCAUUCCUACUUCUCGCGAGCUUUGAUUUUCUUAGGUCGUAAGGAUGCUGCGGGGGUGGGGGGUUACUGAAUGGUCAUGGACGGGAGAGGAAUAGAUGGGUUUGAGAUGGAAAGAUAUUCAGCUUCUUGGAGGAAUGGGGUCCUGCUGCGAGUUUAUGUUCCUAGUUUUGGAAAUUUCUUUUAUUAGUUUUUGAGAGAUUGUUUGCGAUUUAUGAAUAAAGGCUCAUUUAUGCAUUUAUAAGUCAAGUGUUAGGCCUGU